Messenger RNA from Rhododendron vialii, 1885 nucleotides. Its product is annotated as protodermal factor 1-like. The transcript has 8 exons. The record is from RefSeq and is a predicted model, not a curated record. Lineage: Eukaryota; Viridiplantae; Streptophyta; Magnoliopsida; Ericales; Ericaceae. The coding region runs from base 1092 to 1772 and encodes 226 amino acids.
CAAAUAUGGCACAGAUAUACUUUUUGAUCAAAUUGCUAAAAAGAAAUUGUCCUAACUAGACCAACUUGUUUGGUGAGGAAAAAAGACGAAGGAACUUACUUAUGGGCUUACUCAUAUGUCUAUAAGCAUCUUGCCUCUAACAACUUGUUUGUGUGUAUUUCAUAGUUCAUAGUUAUGCAAAAUGUCCGAACGAGGAAAAUUGUUGCUCCAACCUGGUUUUCUAGCAACUCAUGUCAAAAUAGAUUAUGAGGGGAAAAAAAAUGAGUGGAUAAAGAGGAACAAUGAGAUACGUAAAUCUCAUGGGGUGAAGAGUAAUGCAACUCCUUUUAGGGAUGAUGAUGACAAUGAGUCUGUUUCUUUUGAGCAGGAGGUACAAUAUAUAAGUAUACGUUAAUGAUCAGCAAAAAUAAUGCCAUAGAGAUGGCACCAGGUCAUCGAAAUGUUAGAGGCCAUAGAGAUACACCAUCUCCUCCUCAAAGUGUUACACCAUCUCCAACCCAAGGCUUAACCUCAUCUCCACAUACACCAUUUCCCUCUCAAAAUGUUACACCAUCUCCAACCCAAGUGUUAACCUCAUCUCCACCCCAAGGGUUAGCCCCAUCUCCACAUACACCCUCUCCCCAUCAACGUGUGACACCAUCUCCACCCCAAGGGUUAACCUCAUCUCCAACCCAAGGUUUUACCCCAUCCAAACCCUCUAUCGUUGCACAAUCUACACAAGUGAGUGGCACAGGUCCAUCAUCCUCAAAGCGUGUGCGGGGACCUACUGUUAGCAAAAGUUUAGAUAAAUUUAUAGCACACCACGAAGGAAAAAAGCUCGUAGUUACUGUCCCAGAGGAGAUGAAGGCAUUCUGUGGGGUGAAUGCCACCAUGGCAGCAACUGAUCUUGGGGUACAGAUUAGGAGGUUUUGCCCUAUUCAAGGCUUUGCCCAUUCAUGGAAGUCUGUGGACCCAAUGGCUAAAAAAGCCAUCCUGCAAUCUAAUCGAGACAAGUUUGACAUCGUAGAUGGAACAGAGGGAAGGGAAAUUCACUGGCUGAUGCUGUAACUGACAAGAAGGCCUCCCUUUUGUAUAAAGAUUGGAAGUGUAACAUGAGGCGUCAUUAUAGAAAACUUAGGAAAGAGAAAGUGGACCCAUAUAGUAGUCCAUAUCCAGGGAUGCAUAUGGAUGAUUGGAAGUACUUAAUCGACAAAGUAUUCAAAGAUCCAAAAAUUCUGAAGCGCUGCAUAGCUGGAAAAAAAAGAAGGAAAAAACUCCCGUAUAAUCACACUAUGGGGUCCAAAUCUUUUCCUGCUGCGAUGUCCAUUGAGGCUGAAGGAAAUGAUAAUGUACUUCCUGAUUUCUGUGUAUUCUUCAAAAAAUCACAUACGCUAAAGAAGACAAAAGAGUGGAUCAAACCUACUUGUGCAGUGCUACAUGCGGCGAUGGAAAAAGCGCGAGACGAGGCAUUGGAGUCUGGAGUCUCAUUGACACAUGAGGAGCUUUCAACAAAGGUGUUGGGAAAAGGAAAAAAUCCUAAAUACCUUAGAGGACUUGGGGUUGGCCCAACACCCACUUGCUUAUCUUUCAAAUCACAUGAGUCACGAGCACAUUCAGAGCUACUGAGUAUCAGAUCUGAAAUGGAGUCACUUCGUGAGGAACAUCAACGAGAGCGAGAGGAGUAUCAGCGUGAGCGAGAGGAGCGAGAAAGAGAGCGCCAAGAGGAGCGAGAUCGCUUUGCUAAGCUUGAAAGCCUUGUGACAAAACUCCUGGACACUCGUGGAACUCCAUGAUACGAGAUCGACUUGAAGGGAUGCUUUUUGUAAAUGAAACAAUUUGAAAGAUGAUUUUUGCUUGUGAUGGAAAGACUUUGAUGGGCAGAUUUUGUAUAUGGAGCAAUUUGGCA